AUGGCUUGCUCCGGCGAAUGGGAUCGGCGAUGGGAGUUAUGCAUAUAUGGAGGUGGCGAAGGCAUUGACCAGGCAGCGGAUCCUAAAAUUAAGACGUUGGAUUAUGGAGUGUUCCAUUUAUAUCUGGAUAGUUGGGGAUACAAUUAUACGUGGGGAAAUGAGUGGAUAGAGCAGCACGAUAAGAUUGGUAAGAAAUUUGGAAGACCAAUUAUUUUGGAGGAGUAUGGAACGCCGUUUCCGUAUCAUCAUUCGGAGACUGAGGGGCCUUGGCAAGCUACGGCCCUUAAAUCGGGCAUAGCCGCAGAUCAGAUCUGGCAAUUUGGCCCGAAUGGAACAAGUGUAAAAGCGGAGGCUUUUGGUGAUGUUAAUACGAUUUACUACAAAACUCCGGAGUAUGAUGUGCUUGGGACGGGUCAUGCGAAUGCAAUGUUAAGGAAGAGGGUUUGA
This is a messenger RNA of Sclerotinia borealis F-4128, 447 nucleotides long. The record is from the annotation of a GenBank genome assembly. NCBI's taxonomy places the organism in Eukaryota, Fungi, Ascomycota, Leotiomycetes, Helotiales, Sclerotiniaceae.